Fulvia fulva is the source of this 972-nucleotide messenger RNA. RefSeq names its product Pre-rRNA-processing protein ESF2. Gene Ontology annotation, molecular function: RNA binding. Lineage: Eukaryota; Fungi; Ascomycota; Dothideomycetes; Mycosphaerellales; Mycosphaerellaceae. The transcript has a single exon. Gene Ontology annotation, biological process: endonucleolytic cleavage in ITS1 to separate SSU-rRNA from 5.8S rRNA and LSU-rRNA from tricistronic rRNA transcript (SSU-rRNA, 5.8S rRNA, LSU-rRNA); small-subunit processome assembly; endonucleolytic cleavage in 5'-ETS of tricistronic rRNA transcript (SSU-rRNA, 5.8S rRNA, LSU-rRNA). Gene Ontology annotation, cellular component: nucleolus. The record is from RefSeq and is a predicted model, not a curated record. Bases 1 to 972 code for a protein of 323 amino acids.
AUGUCGACACGCAAGCGCAAUGAGUUCCUCGAAGGCGAUGAGACUGAAGAAGAGAUCGAGAAUGGCUACGACUCGGAGGCAGAGGAGGGAAGAGGUGCUCUCGGCGGAAGAGGGAACAAGCGGCGCAAAGUCGAUGCAACUUCAGACGAUUCUGAUGGGGAUGUCGAGAAUGUUAAGGAACCACCUAAGGCCGGCGCCAUAGUGAAAGACGAUCGCUUCGACUUGAGCAACUUUGGCGACGAAGAUGAAGACGACUUGGCAACGCGUGGCCAGAGCGACGACGACGCAGAACGAUCCGAUCACGACAGAGAAAAGCCCGCCAAAGCCAAGAAGGAUCCUGCCUUGAAGAAGGUAGAGGCAGCAGCAAAAGCCGUACGCAAAUCCGGCGUCGUCUACAUAUCUCGAGUGCCGCCAUUCAUGAAGCCACAAACCAUGAAGCACUUCCUCGAACCUCAUGCGCGCAAAGGCAUAGGCCGAAUCUUCCUCACGCCCCAAGACCCCGAAGCACACAAGAAUCGUGUCAAGAGCGGAGGCAACAAGAAGAAGUCUUUCACAGACGGCUGGGUAGAGUUCAACUCCAAGACUGAAGCCAAGAUUGCCGCGGAAACGCUCAACGGCAACAUCAUCGGAGGGAAGAAGGGCAACUUUUAUCAUGACGAUAUCUGGAACAUGAAGUAUCUGAAGGGCUUCAAGUGGAAUCACUUGACGGAGCAGAUCGCGAAUGAGAAUGCUGAGAGGGCGGCGAGGAUCAGGGAGGACAUCAGGAGGCAGAGGAAGGAAAACAAAGCUUUUGUGGAGGACGUGGAGAGGGCGAAGAUGCUGGAUGGCAUGGAGAAUAAGAAGAAGGCGAAGGGUGGUUAUUUCGUCAAGCCGAAACUGGACUUCAAACAGAACAAGGCAAAGGCAAAUACUGCGAAGGAGGAGGUGAAGCCAGAAGCGUCGGCGGGUAGAGCGUUACGCAAAGUGUUUUGA